AUGGCAGUUAUCCGACCAAGACACAACGUCGACGCACCGGCAACAAACCUCCUCUCGUAUAUCUUCGACUCGCCAUACAAGAACGAAAAUGAAGGCGCGUGGCCAGAAACAGAGCCUCUCCUGGUCCCAGCAUCAUCACCAUCAACACAAGAAACCAGUACAGUCCCAGGAUACACAAUAACGCAAAUCGCGUCCGUGACCAAGCGCAUCGGCAACGGCCUGCACCAGCUCGGAACGUCAGGAAAACGAGUAAUGGUAUACGGCGAUGCGAAUAUCCAUUUCCCGCUUGCUGUCCUAGGUGUUAUUGCCUCCGGCGCAGCAUGCAAUAUCCUCCCGCCAUGCCCGGUGUAUUAUCUGGUUGAGCGGUUGCGGCAGAUAGAGUGUGAUACUGUGCUCUUUGCGCCAGGGGAUAUAGAUAUUGUUCGCACCGCAGCAAAAGAGCUAGGAAUUCCGGGAGAGAGACUGUUUGUUGUCGAUGAAGUUCUAACUGGCAAUGGGAACUAUGAGACUUGCGGCGUCAACCACUGGAGUUCUCUCCUCGAGACACCAGGGGGAGAUACAUACGCAUGGCCCAAUCUCUCACCAAGCGAGUCGAAAUCGACAACUGCCCUGCUGCUGUAUACAUCCGGAACAACAGGCGCAUCCAAGCUCGCCGAGCGCACGCAUUACUCUCUCAUCGGCAACAUCCUCGCAACGCUGCACCACUACACCCUCCGCCCGCGCCGCCGCGAAACAGUCUUCUGCAACUACAAAUUCUGCGGCAUGGGCUUUCUCAUUCUCGGACUGCUGGUCCCGCUGAAGGCGCGGUAUACGACUGUCUUCCCUUUCCCUUUGAAAUCUGAUGCAGGUGCGCGGGCGUUUCUGGACACGAUCAAACAGUGGAACCCGACGUGGGUUAUGGCGCCGAAGCAUCUGAUGCGGGAGACGCUGGCGAUGCAGGACGUCACCAGGGAGGAUCUGCGGAGCGUACAGCAUGUUCUCACCGGCGGGGCGAUUAUCUCGUGGGAGCUUGUGGAUGAGUGGCAGGGGCGGUUUGGGAGCCAGGUGCAGAGUACGUAUGGGAUGACUGAAGCGGGAUUCUACACCAUCCCUGACCCGACGACACCGGUUGAGGACGCCACAACGGGGGUUUUGCUUCCAAGCGUGGAAGCCAAGAUCGUAGACGAGGACGGUAAUCUACUACCCCGGAACGAGAAGGGGAAUGUCUACACCCGGACGCCAUUUGUCAUGAAGGGGUACCUCAAGGAUUCGGCGAAUACGGCAGAGACGAUCCUCGAGGACGGAUGGAUUAGGACAGGGGAUAUUGGGUGGGUUGACGAGGAGGGGAGAUUCUAUAUUGUUGGCCGGCGGAAGGAUCUGUUCAAAAUCAAAGGCAGCAAUGUCACAGCAGCCGAGAUCGAGACGGCGAUAUUGCGGAACCCAGAGAUUAAGGAUGUGGCUGUUAUCCCUGUCGUCCUACCCGGAGACGAGGAACCAGCUCCACGGGGCUACAUUGUCAAUAACGAAGACUCCACAUUAACAGAGGACGAACUGAUAUCAUGGAUGCAGCGCGAACUGCCUCCACACAUGCAACUGGUCGCGGGGGCUGCAUUCAUUGAUGCGAUUCCCAUUUCCAGCGUCGGGAAUAGCAAAGUUGAUCGCCAGAGACUGUGUGAUCUUGCAGCGAGGGAGUUGCAGAUGUUGAAUUAG
Messenger RNA from Aspergillus puulaauensis, 1689 nucleotides. RefSeq lists its product as uncharacterized. Gene Ontology annotation, biological process: secondary metabolic process. The coding region runs from base 1 to 1689 and encodes 562 amino acids. Lineage: Eukaryota; Fungi; Ascomycota; Eurotiomycetes; Eurotiales; Aspergillaceae. The record is from RefSeq and is a predicted model, not a curated record. Gene Ontology annotation, molecular function: CoA-ligase activity. The transcript has 6 exons.